This is a messenger RNA of Fusarium redolens, 1119 nucleotides long. RefSeq names its product cytochrome P450. The transcript is spliced from 3 exons. The record is from RefSeq and is a predicted model, not a curated record. The coding region runs from base 1 to 1119 and encodes 372 amino acids. Gene Ontology annotation, molecular function: oxidoreductase activity, acting on paired donors, with incorporation or reduction of molecular oxygen; heme binding; iron ion binding. Lineage: Eukaryota; Fungi; Ascomycota; Sordariomycetes; Hypocreales; Nectriaceae.
AUGAUUUCACUGCUAAUGAACGCAGCAGAGUUGGCAUUCUUUGUUCUUGUUGCUUUAAUAGCAUUCCUCAUCUGGAGAUCUCUUCUUCACUAUGUUCUUGGUCCUCUUGACUUGAGAAAGUAUCCGGCCCCUAGCUUCCUUGCAGCAACCACUGAAUUCUGGAUCCUCAAGGAGACAUGGCUCCAGCGACGCUCCAGAAGUAUCCAUCAUCAGCAUGAAAGACUUGGCGAUGUCAUCCGAAUAGCACCUAGUCUCAUCAUCUUCAAUAUCCCGGAAGCCGUACCAGACAUAUAUGGCCAUGCUGCAGCUCGAAAGUUUGUGAAAGACACUGUUUAUGACAAGAUUGCUGGCGAAGAGCGCGAUAUUGUCAACGUCAUUGAUCAUGGUGAUCAUUCUCAGCGAAGGAAAUACCUUUCCAACUCAUUCUCCCUCAAAACUGUUACAGAUAUGGAACCUGUCAUCAGGCAGAAUUUACAGAGAUUACUGAACCACUUGGAUGAUGUUGCGGCCCAGAACACCAACAUCCCUUUCAGUCAGACACUAGAUAUUCGGCGAUGGUUUAACUACUUCACUUUGGAUGUCAUCGGGGAUAUGGCUUUUGGCCUCCCUCUGGGCUUCUUAGCAGGGCCAGGUCACGAUGGAAUCGUCUCAUACCAUUCUGCUAAAGACCUUCCAUAUUUGAGAGCAUGUAUUGACGAGUCGUUGAGACUUCGACCCCCAAUUGCCUACGCUUUGCAACGUCUUGUGGUUUCUCCUGAAGGCGCCAUUAUAGCGGGCCAUCACAUAAAACAAGGCACGACUGUUGCAGUUUCACCAUGGACUAUUCACCGGAACAGGAAACUGUAUAAGAACCCUGAUGAAUUUGAUCCUGAGCGGUGGUUUGACCCAGAGCAAUUGUCCAAUCUCAGAAGGCACUACAUCGUCUUUAGUCAGGGACCGCGUCAAUGCCUUGGCAGGCACAUUGCGAUUGUUGAAUUGCAGAUAUUGAUUUCAACCCUGGUACGGAGAUACAGCAUGUACUUGGCGGACCAAGAGAUGGGCUUCGUCAUCUUUGAUCGAUUCAAUUCGAACCCUGGACCCCUUCCUGUCAAGGUGGAGCGGCGGGUAUUUGUGGACUAG